AGUUGGGAGUAACUAAACAUGGCCCACGACUCCUCCCCACACCGAAACGCGCGAGUUAUUACGCUUUGCGCGCGGACACGGCACGCGGGCGGCCCCGCCCGUGACCCGAAACGCUCCGGCCUCGCUUCAUUACUCCCGCGGCUUAAAGCAAAGCGUUUCCUCCGUCCUCCCUCUCCCUCCCUUCCCCCCUCGCAUCGCAUCAUCCAGCCUCGCCUCAGAUCUCGCCCAACUUCUAGCUUCCACUCCGCCUACCUCCCCGCCCGAUCGCCGUCGAGCUCCCCCACGUUUGACUGGCCCCCAUCGACGCUCGGAUUGGUGGACAGGGCGGGGCGGUGGCGACACGCCCAGCUAUACCUGCUCGUCCCUCUGAACUGGCCGCAGCUGUUCUUGGUCCAGCUGAUCGGUUCUUGUCGAGGGAUGGUCCAGCGCUCCCAGAAGGCUCCGCGCCGACAUUGAGCUGUGCCUUCGCGCUGCCGAUCUGUGGUGGUGGGUUUCCGGAUUGUACAGUGGUGGUGGGUGUCCGAUGGGCUGCACGGGGUCCAGGCACGCGCUGCGCGGCGGCGUCCGCGGUGGCGGCGGCCGGUCGCCGUACGCGCGGAGCUGCUCCGGGCCGGUCACCGGGAGCGUGCACCACACCGUAGCGCUCAAGUCGUCCACGCUCGGGUCGCUCAGCCUCGACCGGGACGAGGAGAUGAUGAAGUGGCGCGACGACGGCGGCGUCGGCGCGGCCAAGACGCCGCCGGUGAAGCAGCAGCUGAUGGUCAGGCGGCAGAAGCAGGUGCCGGGAUCACCGGCAAAGACGCCGGUACGGGAGCCCGAGGUGAUCAACGUGUGGGAGCUCAUGGACGGCCUCGAUGACAAGGAGGAGGAGGACGGCGACGCCGCCGACGGCGAGGACCGCCGGGAGAAGUCGGCGCCGGGAUCGCCGGAGUUCGAUCCGGACGUCAUCGCGGCGUUCCGGAAGGCGCUCGAUGAGAUAUCCCCGCCGCCAGCCGACCCGGGCAACGAGGACUGCGUCAGUAACAAGAAGCCUGACGGCCUGGUCGGCGGCGAGGACGGCGUCAAGAAGCGCGAGAUACAGAGGUUCCCGGGCAUCGUGCGCGCGCGGGUCAGCGCGUUCCAGCAGAGGAUCGACGCGAAGCUCGCCAAGCUGGCGCCGCCGAAGCCCCCGGCUCCCCCACCCCCGCCGGACAGUGCCAGGAAGGUGGUGCUGUACCUGACCAGCCUCCGGGGCAUCCGCAAGACGUACGAGGACUGCUGGUCCACCCGGUCCAUCCUCCACGGCUACGGCGUGCGCGUCGACGAGCGGGACCUGUCGAUGCACGCCGGGUUCAAGGACGAGCUCCACGACGCGCUGGGCGCCCCCGCCGGCAGGCUCCCGCAGGUGUUCGCGGACGGCAGGCACCUGGGCAGCGCCGAGGAGAUCCGCCGGAUGCACGAGGCCGGCGAGCUGUCGAAGGCGCUGGAGGCCUGCGAGAUGGCGCCCCCGCCGGGCGCCGGCGGCAAGGGCAUUAUUGCCCUGGACGCGUGCUCCGGCUGCGGCGGCGUGCGGUUCGUGCCCUGCGAGGAGUGCUCCGGCAGCUGCAAGGUGUUCCUCGAGGAGGUGGGCACCUUCAGGCGGUGCCCCGAGUGCAACGAGAACGGGCUCGUGCGGUGUCCUCUCUGCCCCCUGUGAAAAGAAAAAUCUCAGAGCUGCUAUUGGAUGAUUUGUAGUGUGGUUUUUGCAGGAUUGCUGAGGAGUGCUUGUCGUUUUAGUUCAGGGUUUGUACAGAAGUUACACGCAUUAUGUAACUUUAGGACUGAUGAAGAGCAACAGAUGACUGUAUUUAUGUUUUGUUUCUCACUGGAUUCGGAUGUGUAAAAGACAUGACAGCAAUCUUCUGAAUAACAGAUAUGCAUUGCAUUGCUUACCUUUCA
Molecule: messenger RNA, 1917 nt
Organism: Setaria italica (foxtail millet)
Lineage: Eukaryota; Viridiplantae; Streptophyta; Magnoliopsida; Poales; Poaceae
Exons: 1
Coding region: 524-1675 (383 amino acids)
Source: RefSeq, a predicted model, not a curated record